AUGAGCUUUUUACGUUAUAAAACUCACAUCGAAGAAGGCGAAUUAGUUAUUGCUUAUUUAAUGCCUUCACAUAAUGGUAGAGGUUUUAUGUAUUUACUUCACCCAACACCAGAAUUAUGGACCCAUGUAGUUCCACAUAGGACACAAAUUUUAUAUGCCGCUGAUAUUUCUUAUAUAACAACGUAUCUCGAUUUAAAACCUGGUUCUGUAGUACUAGAAUCCGGAACGGGGAGUGGAUCAUUUUCACAUUCUUUGGCACGAACAAUUGCACCAAAUGGUCAUUUGUAUACAUUUGAAUUUCACGAAGAGCGGGCAAAAGCCGUAAAGCAGGACUUUGAAGAGCAUGGCUUGUCGGAUCUUAUUACAAUAGAAUGUAGAGAUGUUUGCAAGAAUGGUUUCGGCGUUACCGAUUUAGUCCAUGCUGUAUUUUUGGAUCUACCUGCACCAUGGGAGGCAAUUCCAGCGGCUAAAGAAGCAUUUAAGCAAAAACGUAUAGGCAAGAUAAGUUGUUUUAGUCCAUGCAUUGAACAAGUGCAACGGACUUGUGCGUCCUUGAAUGAAAAUGGUUUUGUUGAAAUUAAGAUGUAUGAAUGUCUUAUGCGUGAACAUGAAAUUAAAACAAUACCAAUAUAUACGGUUACUGAUGCUGUAAAUAAAAUUAAAUUACAACAAGAUAAAAAACGUAAACGUAAGGAAGAUCGAGAUGAACAGGAUAAUGCUAAUGCUGAUAGUCAGGUUUCUAAAUCAAAACAAGAUCCUCCAAAUCUGUAUGUUUCCAAAACACCUAAUGAAGUCAAAGGUCAUACCAGUUAUUUAACUUUUGCAACUUUUUUACCAGUUUUGGAAGAACAGUUUUUAACGAAAUAA
This is a messenger RNA of Funneliformis caledonium, 867 nucleotides long. Lineage: Eukaryota; Fungi; Glomeromycota; Glomeromycetes; Glomerales; Glomeraceae. The record is from the annotation of a GenBank genome assembly.